Cicer arietinum (chickpea) is the source of this 1399-nucleotide messenger RNA. RefSeq names its product zinc transporter 11. Gene Ontology annotation, molecular function: zinc ion transmembrane transporter activity. The record is from RefSeq and is a predicted model, not a curated record. Gene Ontology annotation, cellular component: membrane. Gene Ontology annotation, biological process: zinc ion transmembrane transport. NCBI's taxonomy places the organism in Eukaryota, Viridiplantae, Streptophyta, Magnoliopsida, Fabales, Fabaceae.
CACACACCAUACAACUCUCCUUUCUAAAGCUAUUUUGUUAUUUUCUCACUCUAUUUUCUUCCCAAUGUCCAUUUCUAUUCGCACCCUCUUUUUACUCUCUCUUCUCCUCCUUCUCUUCUUCUUCACCGUUUCUGCUCACAGUGGCCACAACGACGACGAUGGUGACUCCGACACCGACUCUGAUGUCCAAAGUCCUCACGACCUCCGUUCAAAAUCCUUAAUCUUCGCGAAAGUUUGGUGCUUGAUUGUGAUAUUUUUCGCUACUUUUAUUGCUGGUGUUUCGCCUUACGUGUUGAGAUGGAACGAAGCGUUCUUGAUUCUGGGAACACAGUUUGCCGGUGGAGUGUUUUUGGGAACUGCAAUGAUGCAUUUUCUGAGUGACGCAAACGAAACGUUUGAUGAUUUGACCGAUAAAAAGUACCCUUUUGCUUUCAUGCUGGCCUGUGCUGGUUAUUUGAUUACUAUGCUUGCUGAUUGUGUUAUUUCUUCGCUUUUGGAAAAGCCUCAUAGUGGAGUUGAUGUUGAGGGUCAAGGGGCAGAGACAGACAAAGGAAGGGGCAAUGGCGUUACUUCUCAUUCACAUUAUCAGAGUUCUGCUGUCACCAAUGACACUGAUCAUACAUCUAAUAGUUCAAUUGGAGACACUGUAUACAUAUUUGUAUAUGUAUACAUAAUAGCCCUUUGUGCUCAUUCAGUUUUCGAGGGUUUAGCAAUUGGAGUUUCUGAGACAAAAGCAGAUGCAUGGAAAGCCUUGUGGACAAUCUGUUUGCACAAGAUAUUUGCAGCCAUUUCCAUGGGAAUUGCACUCCUUAGAAUGGUUCCGAAUCGACCGCUACUAUCAUGUGCAGCCUAUGCUUUUGCAUUUGCAAUCUCUAGUCCAAUUGGUGUGGCCAUUGGGAUUGUUUUAGAUGCAACAACACAAGGUCCUGUUGCAGAUUGGACUUUUGCUAUAUCAAUGGGACUAGCUUGUGGUGUGUUUAUCUAUGUUUCGAUAAACCAUCUCUUUGCUAAAGGUUAUGUGCCUCACAAACAUACAAAAGUUGAUACACCUUAUAUGAAGUUUUUGGCUGUGUUGUUGGGGAUAGGAGUUAUUGCUGUUGUGAUGAUCUGGGAUACCUAAGAUGCUUCAGAAGGAAGAGGCAUCAUAAUGUGUUAAUUAAUAGCUUGAUUCUACGAUAGGUUAUCUUAGCUUCUUUCUUUUUAAUUGUUUAUUAUAUGCUUUUGAUUUAAUAAUAUCAUCAGUUUUGAAAGAUAGCAACGAAUUUGUUUUAUUAGGAUGGUAUAUAGUUCAAUGAUGUCCAGUUUUGCCUCAUUUCAAUUUAGGCAAUAACCUAUUACUCUAUUUGUUCCAUAGGUGCAGGUUACAAAUUUCAAUACUCCUGUUCUUCAAAUUUCAACA